Molecule: messenger RNA, 729 nt
Organism: Aureococcus anophagefferens
Lineage: Eukaryota; Pelagophyceae; Pelagomonadales; Pelagomonadaceae
Exons: 1
Coding region: 1-729 (242 amino acids)
Source: RefSeq, a predicted model, not a curated record
AUGAGCCGAAACGAGUGGGAAACGACCGAGAGAGGAGCCUCGAAGUCGGGAAGUUCGCACUCUUUUCCCGCCCAGGUCUACCUCGCGCCGUCGGCGAUCUACGCGGCCAUCUCGCCCUUCGCCGGCGGCGUCGUCCGCCGCUUCGGCGCGCGGGACCCGCUCGUCGCCGGCUGCGCGGCCUGGGCCCUCGCGUCCCUGGUCUGGGGCCCGGUGCCGCUGGCCGCCGCGGCGCGCGCGCCCGACGCCGCGGCGCGGGCCUACGACUACGCGUGCCUCGGCGCCUGGAGCCUCGGCUGCGGCGUCGCCGUCGCGCUCGUCUACCAGUGCCCGCUGCCCCUCGCGAAGCGCGCGCUCGGCGGCGGGCGCCCGCUCGGCGCGGCCGCGGACGACGCGCUCGCGGCGGUCUUCCAGGCCGCGGGCGCCGCGGGGCAGGUCGCGGGGCCGCUCCUCGGCGGCUGGCUCGUCGACGCCGGCCGCCAGUGGGCCGAGCCCGGCUGCGACCUCGCGCGGCGGUCCAAGUGCCGGAGCGGCUUCUUCUCCGCGUCCGCGACCUUCGCGGGCCUCUUCGCGGUCCUCGCGCCCUGCCUCCUGGCCUUCGUCGCGUCGGACCGGCCGGCGGCGCGGGCCACCUCCCUCGAGGAGCCCCUCCUCGUCGACGCCGCCUUCAGCCCCGAGUCCUCGACGUCGACGGCGACGGACGGCGGCGGCGACAACCGCGUGAGCCUCUAG